Cheilinus undulatus (humphead wrasse) is the source of this 3505-nucleotide messenger RNA. It is a transcript of the gene nkrf, whose product is annotated as NFKB repressing factor. Bases 423 to 2807 code for a protein of 794 amino acids. The record is from RefSeq and is a predicted model, not a curated record. Lineage: Eukaryota; Metazoa; Chordata; Actinopteri; Labriformes; Labridae. Gene Ontology annotation, cellular component: nucleoplasm; nucleolus. Gene Ontology annotation, molecular function: nucleic acid binding. The transcript has 3 exons.
CCAUGAUUUUCCUCUAGCUGGACCAGAAAAUGGAUGCUUCCUGCUAACUUCUUACUUUAGUGGGUCUCAGUAGCUUUCGGUGAUUUAGCCAUUUAAUUGUACCUCAUCUCUACUCCAGUUUAAACGAUUAAAACCUAUCUACACCUUGGUUUCUCCUGAGGACGAGUUCAGUCCAACAGAAAACUGCAUGGCAACACACUGGCAGCUAAGUGGAGCAGUGUUAGCGAGCUAGCAGGCUAAUGCUAGCAGCCGCCACCGGGUUAUCAACGUAAAGCUAGCUCUGAGGCUAGCACGAUAAUGAUAGCCGGCUGACUGUAUAAUUAAAUGCUCUGUCUCUUGUUCAGCUGACAGAGAGAGACAUAAAUCGGACCAACGGCUACACCUGAAGGUAUGGCCCGGCUUUGAUUCGGACGCCGCUGGUGAUGGCAGAAGGGACUGACAGUGGCGACAUGCCCUCCUUCGACCCAAGUCCAAGUUCUGAAGCAAAAAAGAGACCAAUUUCUUCUGAUGGAAGAGAGGAGCCUAUGAGGAAAAUGCCUGUGUCAAAAUUUGGUUCCAGACCUCGAUUUGAGCCUGUACACUUUGUCAGUGGUGGCAGCAGUGGGGGUACCGGCACUGACGAGAAGGAGAACGACAAGGAGGGCAGGAGGGGUGACUUGUACGCUGAGAGACAGUGGGAAUCCGAACAGUCCUCGUACGGCAGCACCAGCAGAGCGCAGGGCUCCUCCUCCUUGAGGCCUGCUUUUGACAGAGUGCCGUCUUACAGCACCGACUCCUGGGGUUCUCAAAGAGACAGGGACCGAGACAGAGAAAGAGAGUUUUCUUCAGGAGGCACAAGUGGGUUGGGUUACGGAGGGCGUGGGUCAAGUUCAAACUUCAUGACUAAAACACAGCAGGACUACACUGCCAAGUAUGAAGCUCACAGCGCUCGAAAUUCAGAGGUGUAUAGCCAGUCUCACAGAUACAAUGGCUACGGAGGAGGGGGCAGGUCUGGAGGCUGGGAUUCUGGGCGCCAGGGUUUGGGGUACGGUCAUGAGGACCGGCACUCGUCCAGCCGGCCAUUCUGCAGAGUCUACAACAGUCCGGGCAGGAGCAGCCCCACCACGUCUCAGUCGGGCUCUACAACACAUGUACCUAUGCCUAUAUCACAGUCAACAUUAGAUGAGAAGCAAAGGCUGAUUGCUAGUGUUGCAUCUGCAUUGGCUGUUGCCUUUAGGGCCCCAGUGUUUAUGACUGGAAGUGAAUCACCAAACUAUAAUUUCAUGCUGAGCCGCAGCAUUCAGGCCUGCAAGACAAAUCCUGAGUAUAUUUAUGUCAACCUGAGCGAUAUUCCUCAGGCUGACCUACCCAAGAACAGGAAAGUGCCCACAGAUGGUUAUGCCUGUGAACUGAGAUGUCAAGGUGUGUAUCUUGCUACGGGAUACUCUGGGAGUAAAAAUGGGGCAAGGGACCGUGCAUCUGAGCAGGCUGUAAAACUCUUCCUGAAACAAGUUGAGGUUCGUGUGGUGCAGCGCAGAUAUAGGCGAAUCAUGGUCAAUGAUAUGGUUGUGUGCCAGGCUCACAGCCCAACACCGGCUUUUUUGCCUGCACUUCGCAACCCGGAGGAGAAGCCUACACCCAGCUCUAAGGGCCAAUACGAGCCUGACAAACGGAAGCACUGGACUGAAUUUGUGGUCAUGGACAACGCUCACGAUGCCAUAUGCAUACUUAACAAUUCUGCAGCUUUUAAUCGCAUGAAAAUAGACUACAGGUUUGACCCGCUCCCCAACAGCAGUCUUUGGCUGUGCAGUGUUUUCCUGCAAGAUGAGCUGGUUGCACAGGCAACAGGCACAAAAAAGAACUCAAAGCAUGCAGCAGCUGAAGAAGCAGUCAGGAAGCUUCGCAUGAAUCAGGCACAGCGGCAACAACAGCAAGAACAACAACAACAACAACACCACCAUCACCAUCACCAUCAACAACAACAACAAUCACAGUACUCCAGGGUUAAUAAUAAUUCAGAUUCUUUUAGCCGCUUUGGGCAACAAGGCGUCAAAAAGAAGCAUCUAAGUGAGCUGGUAAUCCUGGAAAACUCUGACAAUGCUAUCUGUAUUAUUAAUGACACAGCUCAGUUUAACAAAGUCACUGCUGAUUACAAGUUUGCAGUUCUGCCUGAUCAUCGCUGGAGGUGUGAAGUUUACUUGGAAGGACAGUUUGUGGCAGCAGGAAUUGGGCCUAAGAAAAUAGUAAAGCACAUUGCAGCAAAUGAAGCCUUAGCAACCUUAAGGCAGACACAAGCUGUAGUCAAAUCCAAUCUAAGAAAGGAGGGUCACAACGAUGCUAUUUCCCGGUCUCAGAUCCUGGCUCGGUCCGGUGAGGAAGCCACGAGGCAGGAGAUUAAGGAGGACAACAUUGGGAACCAGCUGCUUCGCAAAAUGGGCUGGAAAGGAGGCGGUCUGGGUCGGGAUGGGGAAGGAAUAGCAGAACCAAUCAGAGUGAAGGAGCAAUUCUCCAGAGAAGGGUUGGGCAUGGACACAGAUAAAACUGGAAACCAGCUGAGCAAGCGAGACAUUGAGGACAUCAUUCGAAACUAUGCGAUAUCAGACCGCCAAGAUGACCUCCGCUUCUCCACGGACCUCACCAAUGAUGAACGCAAGCAGAUCCACCAGAUAUCUCAGAAGUAUGGCCUGAGAAGCAAAUCAUAUGGACAGGGGUGGCAACGGUUCCUUGUUGUCAGUCGCAAAGUACACAAAGACCAGCUUAUUGGUCAGCUUUUACAGGAAGGUCAGGUUGGACGAUACGAGCUUGUGAAACCUCAGACCUCUCACUAGUUUGUCUGGAGGGCAAAAAUAAAAUAAAAAUUAAUGUCAUCUGCUUGAACUUUACGAACAAGCCACACCCAAGUGUUAUUGCUUUAUAUUUGUGUGAGACUUGUGUAAAAAACCCUAUGAAAUUUUGAGGGUCCUUCAGUUAUCACCUGGGGUUUCUGCAUUCCUUGCCAUGAAAUGUAUUUUGCUUUGGCGAGGCUGUAGAGGGACGUCUUUUUUUGUCUCUUUCCAUUCCACAUCCUGUUUCACUUUUGCACAAGUGUGUUCAGUGCUUCGUUAUGUCCUGAUGAUCCUCCGGUUAUUUAAGAUUCAUUAAAUAAAAGUAAGGCUUUUGUUACUAAAAUCUACGUUUUGUUAUGUGGCUAUGUAAGGAACCUGGCAGAAUAUGCAGCUUUUUGUUUGUGAACGUUGUAGCUGGUUUGUUCAUAAAAGACAAGGAUUAGAGAGGCAUUAACAUCAAACUGUAGCUAGGUGUACCACUGUCACUGUAGUCAAACAGCUCUAUUCAGCAAUACCUGCUAUGUUGUUUGCUCUUGUAACACCUGCGGAUCAUUGUACAAGCUAUAAUAAUGAUCUGGAAAUCAAAGCUGUGAUCUUCAUUUAAUGUCAGAUGUGUGCUGAUUAAUGUGAGUAAAGUUAACUUGUCUGCUUGUAUUCACAGCUGUAAAUACUGAAUAAAUAAAAACUGAUAACAGACUGAA